Messenger RNA from Anoplopoma fimbria (sablefish), 1275 nucleotides. RefSeq names its product mitochondrial ribosomal protein L28 (gene mrpl28). The record is from RefSeq and is a predicted model, not a curated record. Bases 158 to 913 code for a protein of 251 amino acids. The transcript has 6 exons. Gene Ontology annotation, cellular component: mitochondrial large ribosomal subunit. Lineage: Eukaryota; Metazoa; Chordata; Actinopteri; Perciformes; Anoplopomatidae. Gene Ontology annotation, molecular function: structural constituent of ribosome.
GCGGAAGUGUUUCUGUGCAGCGGAGGACGCGGGUGGUGUGUGCGUGAUGUCCUUGCCUUCUGAAUUUUUGGCUAACCUGGAUUGAAAACUCACUUCUUUCCCUUUUGGAGGUCACUGUUUUAUUAAUACCAGAUUUGACUUGAAGAGACAGUCCGUUAUGCCUUUGCAUAAAUACUCCUCCAAAAUCUGGGACGUCCUGAAACUGAAGCAGGGCAUCUACGCUCGCCUCCCCAAACACUACCUUAAGUCCCUCGAACAGAAAGAGCCGAGCCCCGUCCACUGGAAGCCUUUGGGAGUCCAGUACCGAGCCAACCCAACAACGGGGCAGAAGGAACGGGUACAGGAUGUCCCGAUACCAAUCUACUACCCUCCUCAGUCCCAGGACGGCCUGUGGGGAGGAGAGGGCUGGAUAUCAGGCUUCAGAUACGCCAAUAAUGACAAAAUGUCAAAUCGUCUGAAGAAGACCUGGAAACCACAGCUGUUCAAGAGAGAGUUGUACAGCGAGAUCCUCGAUCACAAGUUCACCAUCACAGUCACACCUCGCACUCUGAACCUCAUCGAUGCUGCAUUUGGAUUCGACUUCUAUAUCCUCAGGACACCAAAGGAAGACCUGAACUCCAAGUUGGGGAUGGACCUGAAGAGGGCCAUGUUGCUCCGCCUGGCUCGCAGAAACACAGAGCUUUACCCCUCCGACCCCGUCAAGGCAGAGAAGGUCUACAACAAAUACAAGCAGUUUGAGAUCCCAGAGGAGGAGGCAGAGUGGUUGGGUCUGAGUCUGGAGGAAGCCGUGGAGAAACAGAGGCAGCUGGAGCACAAGGAGCCGGAGCCUCUGUUUAAGGCCUGUGUGGAGGAGCUGGUGGAGCAGUUGCAUGUCCAAAAACUCUCUGAGCCACACCUCAUAGAGAAAAAGUGAUGAACCGAACCGUCUGAGUGGGACAGAGGAAUCUUUUCAGACUGAAAAAAUAAGUAGGUUGAGCUGUCAGGCUUCUCCAAUUGAUGGUGGGAGUUACAAAGUUCCUAAACUUUUUCACCCGGGGUAGACAUCCUGCAGUUCAGCUUGUAUUUUACAUCUGAGGGCGACUCAAAGGUGGAAAAGACACAAACGGGGAAGUCAUGUUGGAGUAAUGCUUAUUUAUUUCCCCUUACAUUUAAGAUCCAAGACAUUUUAGGAAUUACGAGAAGAGCCUCCGUUUAUGUAAAUACUCCAUGACCCGUUGUGAUAUCAGGCCCUUGUACAGGAUAUCCUAAAAAUAAAAGAUUCCCUUUUUUCUUAAA